UCCGUACUGUAGCUGUGACAGUGUAUUUGGGAUUUGGGGGGUUAGAGUUUACCCAGUACUAGAGUAGAGUGCAGAGUUCAUACGGUACCAGUACUCGGAAGCGAUACUGCUGUAGCCAUUUAGCUAACCGGCCUUAGUAUUCUCGUUGGCGCGACGCUCUCCACCAAAAGAGUGAGCAAAUAAAUAAAUGUCACCGUAGGACACUACAAUCAUGCGACCACCAUAUCACUGGAUAUUCGCAUCUUGGGGCUCUCAUGCUACGAUCAGGCAAGGGGCUUUCUUGGCCUGCAAGGCGUGAUACAUGUUCUUGUCAAUCGAGAGCACAAGAAGCAGAUAGCAGAUACCACAAUCUUUCAGAUUUCCCAUAUUCAAUCCCCAUUUCCAAAAUACAAUGACAUUCAAACACAAGAAUCCUUUUCUGCUUGUUUGCAGUUUUCUGUUGGUCAAUGGGAACGAAGCACUACCUCAACCUCCACAACAAGAACUAUGUGGAACUCGAGAUCUGACGGCGUUCGAAAGGCAACUGGACUUGCAGCGAAUGACUGCUUUGUUUGGCAGUCCCAGUGACCAUCAAGGCCGCAAGCUUGCACUCCCUCCGUGCGAAGAACUCUGCAAACAAUGCAUCGAGAUUGACACCUACUUUCAUUUGUCAGGGUAUCCGUUGGACAACCAGAACGAAUCGAGUGCCUGGGUGAUUCCUCAUCCCUCGGACGAAUUCCGAAUGUUACGCCAGGAACUGCGCAACAAAACAAUCAAUAACGAAGACAUUGACAUUUCUUCUCCAGGUCGCUUUUCGACCGUUCACGAUAUCUAUCAGUUGAUCCAAGACACUGUCAAUGUCAUCAACACGCGUUAUGCCGACUCGCCUUUCAAAUUCAACUGGAUGAACAGUGACCCCGCAAAUUCUACAGUCCACGUGCGAAACAGCUUUGCGUUUGUCUACGCUGGAAAUGUGUACAAAUCCAAUGACUAUGCCACGCAAGCUCACCAGGGAGAUCGUAGAACCUUGAAUGUUUAUCUGAACUAUCGUAUCUGUGGUCACAUGUUCAUAUGGCAAGAAACGAAUUGCCUCACCAUUGGAGCAGCCACCAAUCCGUCCUACCAACUGGAUCGGACGUCUGAUGGAAUUUAUUUGGCUUAUGAUACGUUGACGGGAGGAGGAUUGGAGAACUACGAUACCGGCAUUUCUCUUGUCCACGAAAUCGGCCAUUGGCUCGGGCUCUUGCAUGUAUUCGAAAGUGAAACGUUGCCCGAUGAAGAGGACAGCAACGACGAGUCUGAUCCGUGUGAUCCAAUCAAUGUGGAUCAUGGGGAUUUUGUGGACGACACGCCCUUUCUGCCCCGGCCGUCCAUCAUGAUGUACCCAUGUUCUUCGACUUUCUACGAACAGCCCGGGGAGGAAAUACCCAACUCUUGUCCAAAAUUGCCAGGAGUCGAUCCAGUGUUCAAUUACAUGAAUUACGUCGGACCCGAAUCCUGCUUGGCACAAGGGCACGGAGAAUUCACUUGUGGUCAAAACCUGCGCAUGAUGCGUCAAUGGCUUCUCUAUCGAGACCAUACUGACAUCUGCGUCCAAGGAGAGAUGGAGGUCAACGUGACAAUGAAGUUCGAUUCCGAUUUUCUUAGCGUCCAUGCGGAACUCGCUCCUUUCAAUAGCAACAACAACGAGCCGAUAUUCAACCUGGAACGGGACAUUGACAUGAGUCUCUUACGGGAACAAGGGGUUGGCAAUGACACUCGUAUCAUGAACUUUUGUGUUCCUCGAGAUGAGUACGUGUUGGUGGUGACGGAUGCUGGCAGAGACGGAUUUGCGGACGGUUUCAUUGAUGUGGCAGUUGAUGGCAAACAGAUUCAUCGUGUCCAGGGAGACUUUGGAGCAACUGAAUGUAUCAAGUUUGGACCAGAUGGGGUCAAGACCGAAUCGAGGAAUGCUGCUGUCUCCAACGACAAAGUGUUCGGCGAAAGUUAUCAUUAUGUUGUAAGUGGACAGGAGACUGGCAUUACUUGCUCUGCUUCCAGCGAACAAUAUCUGGAAGAACCAGUUCCCAUAGUGAAGAAUCUGUACAUGCGGGUAGCGGUUUCCAUCUCAAACGUGACGGAAGGAGUUUGCAUCAACGAUGUUACAAAAUUGGACAUUGCUAUUGAUGGAUCAGUUACCAAUGUGUACCCACGGGAUGACAACGACUUGUAUAGAUUCGACAGCUCCGUUGUAAAAUGCAGAGGGGAGACUUGCGUGGUUGAAUUUGAUCGAGAGCGUCUGGAAGGAAUCUACAAUCCAAGGAAUCCAAAUGGUAUUUACAAUACCACCUGCAAGGCCACUGUGCUGUUGGGCUAUGGGGCGGCCUGCGACGACUUCCUGAGUGACGGAAAGUUUGACUGUUCUGACAGCCCUGAAGUUUUCACUGCAGGCGAGGGUCACGUAGCAUUCUCAUUGCCUGUGUCGGCUUCAAGAUCGUCCUUUCAAAUUGCAUGCAGUUUUUUCAUCAUUGCCUUCACCAGCGCUUGGGCCUGGAUGCAACUAUCGCUUUGAGUGCCAUGCAUCCAGAAUCAGCAUCAUUGCUGCGGCUUCCGAAUCGCAGUGCCCCGCUCUUCGAUUGAUUAUCCCAUACGGGUUCAUGAUGCAUGUACACCCGUCGGCAUGAAGGGACACAGCAAUAGUUUUGCAGAGCAGUCAAGGAUGGGAGUCCACUAGCCCUCUAGCCAUUGCUAACUAGACACUCCAUAUUCCUGAAGAUGAACACUCUUCCAUCUCGCCAGUGCCUCCAUGAGCAAAUGAAAGCAAAUCAGGAUCAGCCUCAAUCAGGACAGUGUCGGUCGAUCUGUCAUGAGGCAGACCAGAAAUCAGACCGUCGUGCAUAGAUCGUUGAUACAAGAAGAUGGGUGCUUGAUUGGAUCCUUGAUCUCCGACCUACCGCUAGCUGUGCUCUCGUUGUUGUUCGGUGAAUGAUUUUCAUCCAAGGAUUCAGCAUAGAGGGGUUGUUGGCUCGAAUUAUCAGCUUCCAGAUCGGCUUCAUCUGAGUGCAUAUUGUCCAAUCCAUGGGCAAAUGGUUUUGCUCCUGUGGGCUCCAGGGUGUCAUCAAGUGAUGGAUUCUCGUUACUCUUGCUCGAGCCGCCACUCUUAUCAGGGUACUUGUUGGCAACCAGAUUAAACUCUGGACCAAACGGAGUUUCGUUCUCCUCAAACAGAGCCAGCUCAUCAUAUUCAUCGUUCUCGUGUAUUGGAAGCUCAAAACAGGAACUCAACUCAGCCACCAAACUUUGCCUAGGUUGGGGUGCCUCAAGGGUGGCCAGAGUACUACUGUUGCACCCGUGCGUUGCUGACACCCGCAGGUCUGGUCCCUUGGACGACUGUUGCGACCGCGACGCCGCCUGCUGAAACAAGACCUCCGUCUCAGAAACGUCUGGAUCAGGCAAAAACGAAAACCUUAAUAUCCGUUUGACGGCAAACCAUCGGCCCAGUUCAGAGUUUUGCUUUCUUUCCCGCAAAUAUCGGGGACGCUGAUAACAAAGAAAGUUCAUGAACCCCUGAAAUGGGUCAAAGAAGGAGUGGAUCAAGAUCAACCCGUAGACAGUACUUCCCCCGUUCAAUUGUUGGAUGAUUCGGUUGGUGGUGGACCAGACAUGGGUCAAGUAGAACGCUCCCAUAUAGAACACUGCUUGAUGAAAGACUUCGAUUGUCCUUCGGUUCAUUCUCCGUUGAUCCUCCUGUCGCUUCCUCCAUCGUUCCAAGAAUCGUUGUUGCUUUCGUGUGGCCAUGGAUGCAUCGGAUGGAUCCAGUUGAUUGUUUUCGAUGCUCGAUCUAUUCCCGGCAGUUUCCCCGUUGUUCCCACUUCCAUCGCUCAUGCUUCCCCGAUUGGUUGCACUUCGCAAGCCCCAAGAUGACGAGCUCCCAAACCUCACUGAAGUUCCCAUGAAUGAUACUCUUUCUUUCGUCAAGAAACUCCUCCUAUCAGGACUACUUUCGCUCGCGUCAACUUGUUUCCUAUCAUCAUUCUGGCCUGUGUUGUUGUGGUCAAUCUCGGAGGUUGGUGGUUGUAUAUUAUUAGGCUGCGAAUUGUUAUUGUCGUCGUCACUGACGACCAUCAAGUUUCUGUCACUGGCAGGUGCAUCGUUCCCAUUUACAUCCAAAUAUCGACUAGACUGCUGUGAUACACCGGAUGCAUAGCCACCGCUAUUGGUUUCGUCACCUACAACAGGCACAAUUGUACGACACUCGGUUAGUAGAGACAAUCUUUUAAUAAGGCCUGGCUACUGCUGCUCCCACAACUUACUGAAAGCACGGUAUCGAGAAGACUUUUUGUCAAUCUUUUUCACAUACACAUACACCAUCAAAGUGAACACAGCUAAAGUGAUGGGUCGAGCCAGGCAAGAAACAAUGAUGUGAGUUGGAAAGAUUGUACUUCAGUCUUCCCUGAGCUGAUCAGGCUGAAUCAAUCGAUACUUACUGGCAGCAAAUAUGGAUGUCCAAAGAGGGGUGAAGUAGAAUACCCAUCGGAUCAAAAAUGUGUGUUGACCUCGGGUGCAUUCGAUACCAUUAUCUUCCGCGAGACAACCGGAGGGAUAUGGGGCAAUCCAGCACCAGAGAUUUGCAUUGUUCAUGUACCCCAUGACAGAGGCCGCGAGAGCGGUCCCGAACCCCCAUACAAAUGCCACCGCAUGCAUGGAUGGUUCUAUCCACUUUCCGAUAUGAGUGUCGGUGAAUCGAUAGUUGAUAACCAAGAGGUAGUAGAGGGACAGGCAACAGUUGUAGAUUGGAAUAGCCACAGCUAGCUGUAAAAAGAAUCCUUGGGCGGUACAGCUUUGCGUGCUCCCCACGGGCUGCCAAAAGGAUCCAGCUGCACUGGGGGUAUCCGUUGGGAGCGGCCAUGUGGAGCCAAAGUUCCAGAUACUCUCCAGGAUAUCAUAAACGCUCAUGGCAAACAGCAACCGGUGAUAAGGAUGCUCUCGCUUGAGCUUGCCCUCAUCACAAGCUCUAAUAUUCCGACGACUGGGCCUUUGCUGAUUGUUGGGUAAACAUCCCCAUAGAACUUCAAUAAAAAUCCAAGUAGACCCGCACAGCGACAGCAACGAGGAUAUCUUGGGUAUAACCGCCAACGCCGUCUGCUGCGCGGGAGAGCAAGGCAUUCUC
Seminavis robusta is the source of this 5128-nucleotide messenger RNA. The record is from the annotation of a GenBank genome assembly. Lineage: Eukaryota; Bacillariophyta; Bacillariophyceae; Naviculales; Naviculaceae.